AUGGCAUCCGUUCCACUGCAUGCAGUACAGACCCCCUCUAAGGUCCUCCUGCCGGGCUUCGCGAAGAAAGCGCCACCUGUCUUUUUCGUGGUGCUUCAUGGCUUCUUGGCCCACAGCGGCGCGAUGAACUCAUUCGUUGUGAUGCUGCGCAACGCCAUCGAUGCGCACAACCACGCCGUUCUGGAAACGAAUGACCAGACAUCAAAGACCCUGCCGUUUCACAUCAUCACACUCGACGCGCGAAACCACGGUCUGUCGCCGCACACUGCGACACACAACUUGGAGAACCUUGUGGAGGAUCUUAGCCACUACCUGGAGAAUGACUUUCCACGCACUGCGUCGCGGCUCUCAGGGGCAUGGAUGAGUGCCGGAAGCGAUCACGGCCACGACGACGUGGCUCGUCCUCGCGUCGUAGCAAUUGGCCACAGCAUGGGCAGCAUUACGUGGACGCGCUACCUCAUGGACCGCUACCUCUCUUCCUUCGCGAAGGGAGAAAAGGGUCAAGGUUUAGAAGGAUCGUCAAUUGCGGCCCCAUCACCAUCGAAGAAUGUCUCCUCUGCUGCGCAAUCCUCCAUUGAGGUGAAGGGACUUGUGAGCCUUGACUUACCGCCUAUCGUGCGCUCACACAUGACGGCGAAACUGACCAACGAGCUCAUCGACAUCAUUGAGCACAUGAAGGCUGUGAAUCUGGACGCAAUCUCUGACCUUCGGAGUGGACAGGAGGAGUUCUACCGCUGUGGCAUACAUGAUAUCCGUGUGCGUGGGCUAUGUACGACGAACCUGAGACUGCAACUCGACCCCAGCGAUCCCAUGCGACACGUUGCGAGUUGGAAGUGCAAUGUGCCCGUGCUUGAGCAUUCCAUCCGCUCUGGCGAGCUUUUCCUCCCUGACUCGUACUACAAGCGAGCAGCUGACAGAAAUGGCUUAGGUGGCGGACAUGAUGCACACGAACAGCAGCAGGGGCGGCACCGAUUAGCCCUGGAGUGUCCCUCGGUAGGCACGGUUCCAGUGUUGUCGGUGCUCGGAGCUGCCAGCCCAGUGGGCGGAAACCCGCAGUAUCAGCAGCUGUGGGAUCUCUACGCCGUCAACCUGCGGCAGCACUCCAUUCCGCAUGCGGCGCACGUGGUGUACUUUGACAAGCCCCACGAGACUGUGGAGCUCGUAAAAGGCUUCUUGAAGGAGAUUCAUGUAGUCUAG
Messenger RNA from Leishmania braziliensis MHOM/BR/75/M2904, 1197 nucleotides. RefSeq lists its product as hypothetical. The record is from RefSeq and is a predicted model, not a curated record. Bases 1 to 1197 code for a protein of 398 amino acids. Lineage: Eukaryota; Euglenozoa; Kinetoplastea; Trypanosomatida; Trypanosomatidae. The transcript has a single exon.